UGGGAGUGUAGCUACCGAGCGUUACACGGAGGCUCGUCGCGGUUGUGUUUUCCCGCUGUAACCGACCCGCAGCAGUAAAAACGAGCGACCUGAACCGAGAGAAGCGUGAAAGCGGCGCGGCGCAGACAAAAGAUGACGGAUGAUCCCGCUCUGCUUCAGCAGUGUUGAGGUCCGGGCUCUGGGGAGGCCAAUCCAUGAUGGUGUUCACUGAUGGUAUUCCACUGUGUGCUUUUCUAUCCAGCCAGUGCGGAGCAGAUGGUCAUAUUAACUGCAGUGUCAGGAUUUCUGCACCACGUUUGUCAUCACUGGAGCCAGUGAGGCCCGCACACGCUGUGCACAAACUCCUCUGUGCUUUGCGCUGCAGCGACACUCAGCUCACCGCCACCAUGUGUGUCACAGGCUGUGACAAGCAGGAGAGCGUACACUCACAGUUACUAUGGAAACAAGUAAACUAUCCAUGGGGAAGUAGAAGAAAGAAGUGUGUGGACACAAAGGCCGAGCGCGCACCUACAAAGUGAGUUUGGAAGCCGAAUUUCUUUCUGCCAGCUGAGCUGAGGAGCAUCAUCUUUGUUGACGCACUCUGUGAUGGCACUUGCAACAAGAUCUUUUGCAAGCUGUGCGAAGACGCAGACCAAACUGAGCACCUGGACACCUCUGAGCAACCCACGGGCCAACAGCAAGGUGUUUGAAGAGAGACGAAGCCUUCUAGCAAAGUGGUUUGACAGGUGGUCUGACAGUCAGAGGAAGGCGGUGCUGCAGGACUUGGUGUUGAGCUGUUCAGUGGAGCAGCUCAGGUUCCUGAGCCUCAGUGUGAGCAGACAGCUCCCCCUGCAGGCCGCAGACUUCACCCGCCUGCUCCCCAGAGCCCUCUCCCUCUAUCUCUUCUCCUUCCUGGACCCACGCAGCCUCUGUCGAUGUGCCCAGGUGAACUGGCAGUGGAAGAGCAUUGUGGAGCUGGACCAGCUGUGGGUGCCCAAGUGUCUGAGGCUCGGCUGGCUCCUCAGCUUCUCCCCGACACCAUUUGAGCAGGGCGUCUGGAAGAGACACUACAUCCAGACAGUCCAGGAGCUGCGGCUGAGCCUCCUGCAGAGUGCUUCAUCACAGCAGCAGUUUGUGGUUCCAGAUAUCGCAGCAGCAAGCCGUGGUCACAAAGAGCUGUCAGAAAUAGCCGCCAUCAGGUUGGAGGAGUGUCCAGCAUCCACCAAGCAGCAACCUGGAAGCAGCUCCAGCACAAGAUUGAGAAAGGAGAAGCAGCCAGGUGCAGCCCCACCAUGGAGAGACUCUGACAGACGUCCCAAAGACACACUGCGCUUCAACUACCUGGACAAUCUGGACCCCAUCGCACAGGCGCUGAGAGCGCAGAUGAGAAACAGCGCCUCCACCUGCUGCACUAACACAUCAAAGGCGGAUGAUGGGAAAAAGAAAACACUCUCUGAAGCAAAUUAUAAACUACGCAAAGCCAAAUCGCUGAUGUUCCUCAGCUCCAGCAGCAGACCCCACCGUCUUCCUCAUGAUCAGACACAAACUCACCCCACGUGGACAUCGCACAGUAUCACUGAUCAACUCGUCAUUGCGGAGGCUGCUGAGAGCCUGCUCCACUUAUCCCAGUGGAACGCCGGGAUCCGUCCGAAGCCGGCGAGGACGCCGGUGCCUCGGGUGAGCGUGGAAGCGCUCAGGGCGUUCCAGCGUUCACACAGGAGCGUUCCCAGUACACCCCUGUUUGAGGUUCAGCCCUGGACUGCGUCUGCCUCACAUUUGCAAGAGAAGAAGUAGACCGCCCCCUCCUGGAGGAAAACGGAAGUACAGUCUGCAACCUCAAGACCUGGAGCUCGAAUCUUUCUGUACAUGCAGUGUGCAACCCUGACUAGAUGUAGACAGAUGGAUGAUUAAGACAAAUAUUUGACAUUUAAUUCCAUAAGAGAAAUGACAAAGAGACAAUGUCAGCUUUUUCUAGACAGUAAUUCAAAUGUAUUUCAGCAUUAGUACUGUGUUAUCAGCCUCACUGUGUUAACAGAUGGGAUGGGCAAAUUAACUUUUUGAUCAGACUCAUCAUAAAUGUAGUUUCUGGGUCAAAAAGGUGACAAAUGUGGAAUUGCCUUAAACUUGCACUUUUUCUUACAGCCCCCCCCCCCCAAAAAAAACCUCCAACCCUGUAAGAGUCUACCAAAAAUUGAGUCUAUACGCACUUGAUUUGUUACAACAAUUAAUACUUUCCUGAUGAUUUUAUGACUCCAGCAGCUCUUUGGGCUCUCAUAAUAAUGGACACCAAGAAUAUUUAAAGUCUACUUUCUGCUAGCCCAGAUCAGCAAAUUAGAAAUGCACCAUGCUAACGAGACUAGCUACUUAGUGGUAAAGUUAACUCAUUAGCUCACACGUUUGUCCAAAUAUUUACCCAAAUUUAAAAACGACAGGACUUUAAUCUGAAAAACUUAAACCAUCAAAACAGCAGUCCACAUUUUAUAUACAGUCUGAGGUUUUAAUACGUUUAACAUGAACACUUUAAAAUUGCUGACAGUUAUAAUCAGCUGUAACACAAGAACGCCAAAACAAACAAUGUGUGUAAGAAAUGUACCACCUUUAUUAUCCAGUCCACACGUCCCAUUCAAUAUGCAAUAACACAGCAAAAGCCAUUUCUAACACCAGUGAGUCUGAACUCCAGAAAUACUUAACAGUAAAUGUCAGUUUGAGACAAAGUAACUGAUUUUGAUCAGUAUUCAAAACAACUUAUCAACACACAGUAGCAAAGAGGGAAGCCUCGUGUACAUCAAUUAUGACAGACAAUGUCAUUUUUUUAAAUAAAAAAAAUCCACAUCAGUCAGAUAUGAAAUAUCACUCUCAUACGCACAGCCCGGCUUCAAACGAGCUUUCACUCGUUGCAUAUAAACAUGGCAUCUAAAAUGUAUGUAUAUGUUACUAAAUACAAGAGAAAGAAACUUAUAUGAAAGACAGUGUUAGUUUACUGUUAACUAAUCAGAGGAUGAAUAUUAAAGACCAGGAGUGUAUUUAUGGCUUUUGGAUUCAAAAUAAAGUAAAACUGUGGAUGUUUCACAGUUACUAACACGUGUCGGCCCACGGCAGAUUUUUAAGGCAAAUGUGGCGCUUCGCAAUGAGCCACAGACACCGCAGGGGUUAAUCGUCACUCAGUGGAUGACACAGUUAUUACUGUGAUUAGGUCACGUUGUAAAAAGGCUCAAACAACAGAGCUUACAGCAGGUGGAUAAAAAAAAAAAAAAAAAAGUAAAAGUUGACUGCUGUGUACAAGGAUUUGUUGCUUCGUAUAAUAUACGUGCUGUCCUGAUGCACCAGCGAUCAGAUGACGUUACAAAUGAACUAAAACUAAAAUUAAAGCACAGAUUGUCCAACCGACUGUGAGCAGGCUCUGCUUGGAGAUAAUCGGAAAAAAAUCCCCCAUAAUCAGAGUGAACCAUUCAUCUAAUACAACAGCAGGAGAAUGAGCUACAGGCCAUGAUCAGUGACAAUAACCAUACACUCCGAUGUUUGAUUUGAGUUUGUUUUCUCAGACGCGAGUCUUGGAAUUGUU
Molecule: messenger RNA, 3541 nt
Organism: Oreochromis aureus
Lineage: Eukaryota; Metazoa; Chordata; Actinopteri; Cichliformes; Cichlidae
Gene: fbxo16
Product: F-box protein 16
Exons: 11
Coding region: 586-1773 (395 amino acids)
Molecular function (GO): protein binding
Source: RefSeq, a predicted model, not a curated record